Didymodactylos carnosus is the source of this 535-nucleotide messenger RNA. NCBI's taxonomy places the organism in Eukaryota, Metazoa, Rotifera, Eurotatoria, Philodinida, Philodinidae. The record is from the annotation of a GenBank genome assembly.
AAACAAAAUAUACUUUUUCUUAUACACCGUUCUUAGCCUAUAAAAGCUAUACGUUUUCUUACAAAACCUUUUUUAGCCUAUAAAAAAUAUACUUUUUCCUUAUAAACCUUUUUCUUUCCUAUACAUAAAUAAAAAGAACAGAAACGAUCUUUUUGUUAUUUUUUGUACAAAAGAAAAACAAUGACUAUUGUAAUCUACUACAAGGAAGAAAAAGCACCAAGUGACUUUUAAGAGCUAAUUUGCACAGCACCUUGAUUUAUAUUGAAUUCUGUACAGAUGGAUCCAUUUACUAUUCUACAAAUGGCUGGCGACAUGAAAAACAAAAAAUGCAAUGCACCGGCUGUUGUGCUGAAUAAUGAUGGUGCGCAUAAUAUUCUAGUUAAAAAAACUUGAAUUGUUACCAGGUCUUUUUGGUUUAGAUGGUGCGGCUGAUGAUAAUGAAGAUCCGGAAGAUGAACAAGAUAAAGAAGAAGUUGAACAAGAUGAAAGAGAAGAUGAACAAGAGGAUGAUAGUGGUAGUGGAGUUACUGGUUAA